Messenger RNA from Pantherophis guttatus, 7286 nucleotides. RefSeq names its product kirre like nephrin family adhesion molecule 2 (gene KIRREL2). The record is from RefSeq and is a predicted model, not a curated record. Gene Ontology annotation, molecular function: cell adhesion molecule binding. NCBI's taxonomy places the organism in Eukaryota, Metazoa, Chordata, Lepidosauria, Squamata, Colubridae. Gene Ontology annotation, cellular component: cell-cell junction; plasma membrane. Gene Ontology annotation, biological process: cell-cell adhesion.
UUUUUUUUUUUUUUUUUUUUUUUUUUGGCUUUUCCCACCAGCCCCGCGACAAGCAUCAAGGUCAAGGCAGAAGCGGCAUCACUCGCCCCGCGCCUUGGGAGAACUGCAAAGGACUGUUGGAAUCCACCAGCACCCACCCCAGCCUGCCAAGCUUGGGGCAAAGGAAUCGGAAGCCAAGCUUUUGGGGAGAAGAAGGGCGAGGCGGCCGGGGAGGGGGGAAAAGCGGAGGCUCCCGCAGCGAGCCCCCCUGUCCCCAGCCCGAGCGCACGCCUUCUCCGACCGGCGCCUUUUACCUACCUACCUACCUACCUACCCACCUUCCCUUCCUUCCCAUCAUGAAGCCGGCGAUCUGGCUCUCUUGGACCGUCGCCCUGAGCUACUUUGCGCACUCAGGGUUGGCUGCCUAUUUCUUUCAACAGCCGAUGGAUCAAGUGAUUGUGUCCGGUCAAUCGGUGACAUUAGCAUGUGUGAUCAUGGGCUACCGUGGCAUGGUUCAGUGGACCAAGGAUGGACUGGCCUUAGGAGGAGAGAGAGACUUACCCGGUUGGUCCCGCUAUUCUAUCGUAGGAGAUGCCUCUGCUGGUCAACACAACUUACGCAUCGACUAUGCUGAACUAGACGACGAUGCUGUUUACGAGUGCCAAGCCACACAAGCAGCCCUGCGCUCCCAGCGAGCCAAACUUACUGUACUUAUCCCCCCCAAUGACCCUGAGAUUCACAAUGGCCCCAUUGUCCAUGUCAUAUCCAACAUCCCCUACAACCUUUCGUGCCGCGCAACUGGAGCCAAGCCAGCAGCCGAAAUCACCUGGUAUCGUGACGGGCAACGACAAGAGUCAGCUGUUUAUUCCAAGUCCCUGAUGGAUGAUGGCAAGCGGGAAGUGGCUGUCAGCACCUUCCUCUUAAUUCCAAGCAGCCGAGACAUGGGCAGCACCUUCACCUGUCGUGUCAGCAACCCGGCAGCCCCCGCUGGCAAGCAGACCACGGUCACCCUUAAUGUUCAGUAUCCACCCGUUGUGAUCCUGUCAGUACAGCCACAAACUGUGCCCGAGGGUGGCAAAGUGAGUUUCCACUGCACCGCAACGUCUAAUCCUGAAGUGACCGGUUACCGGUGGGCUAAAGGAGGCGUCCCCGUCCCAGAGGCCAACGGUGACAGCUACGAAGCCACAGUUGACCAGUCUUUCUUCACAGAGCCUGUGUCGUGCGAAGUGUCCAACGCUGUGGGCAGCACCAAUGUUAGCACUCUGGUGGAUGUCCAUUUUGGGCCUCACCUUGUCUCCCAGCCCAAGCCCUUGACCGUGGACAUCGGCUCAGAUGCCUCUUUUACCUGCACCUGGACAGGGAACCCACCUCUUACUUUGGCCUGGACAAAGAAAGGAUCCACUGUGGUGCUGAGUAACGGCAACACGUUGCAUCUCAAAGCAGUGACACAAGAGGAUGCCGGGGUGUACGUGUGCAAAGCCAUCGUGCCUCGCAUUGGAGUGGCCGAGAAAGAAGUGACCCUGGCUGUGAAUGGUCCACCCAUUAUCAGUGCUGAAUCAAGCCAGCAGACAGCAGUGGGGGCCAAGGCCCGUCUGGAAUGCUUGGUGGAAAGCGUGCCACGGCCGGACAGGAUCGCCUGGGCGUGGGGUGAACGGAUGCUGGAUACUGGCUCCCUGGAUCGUUUCACGGUGGACACCGUAGUGACGGAGCAAGGGGUGCUCUCAGCUCUGCUGAUCGACCCAACCCACGACGACGACUUUGCGCUUCCCUACAAUUGCACGGCAUGGAACCGCUUUGGCGCACGCUCCGUGGCAGUCAGCUUACGCCGCCAAGAGGUCCUGUCUGUCCUGAUGCUGGGUGCUUUGGCUGCGUCCGGAGUUGUGGCUCUCUUGCUCUUAGUGGUCUUCGUCUCCCUCUGCUAUCGACGUAAGCGCUGCGGAAAAGCCAAGCGGGGAACGCAGCUGUCUAAGGCCGAUAUCCUCGUGCAGAUCACCACAAGCGAGAGCAGCCCCAGCAGGCCCAGCGAGGUGGAAGAUGACGCCAAGGAACCCAUGGCUACAAGCAGCGAAUCUCCAGCCACGUCGCACACUGAACACAGUGAAAUCCUGGAGGAUGACGAAGGGAGUCAGGAACUGAAGGACCCCACCAACGGCUACUACAAGGUGCGUGCCCACGAGGAGCCCUGCUUGGGGAGCAGCUUUUCAGAAUACACGCCAGCCCCUCGACCUCUGUUCGGGCCGACGUCCUUGUACCCCUCCACGGGGCCGGUGCAACCAAAACUCUUUGACUACACCCACCGCUACACCUUGGGUACCCCCAGUUCCCGCUCGGCGUACGACACCACCCACGAGCGGCUUUUCCCUCCAGAGAACAUAUACAGUGGGGCGACCUACCUCACCGCUCCCUACAGCCGGGCUUUCACCAGCUACGUCAAGCCGAGCAGCUACGAGAAAGCCGAGAGCGGUUACGAGCAAUCCGACCAAGCCAGCAAAGCUUCGGGCUGCUCCCGUUUCUCCUACACUUCCUUGUCUCAGCAGUCUGACUAUGGGCGCCCUGCUCAACAGCGCAUGCAGACUCACGUAUGACGGAACCCCCCCCCACCCCACCCCUUCCGGACUCUCCUUCCAUCUUCAGUGAGAAAGAAACGGAAGUGGACACUGGCUUCGGGGAGAACUGGUUCCAAUGGGGACAGCCUUGAGGACCUCAAAUCUCUUCCUGAGGGCCCCAAACUAGCCUCGCCCUCUGAGGAACCUCAACAGGAGGAUUGGCCUAGGGGGCCACUCCGGCAACCAAGAUGGCCGCCAUCCUGCUUGCCUUCUUCCGACCGGAACCUAGAACUGUAAAGCAAUCAAUAGACAGACUUUUCUUUGGGUCAGGACAUGAAAGCAGACACAGGAUGCAACGUGUCCCCCCCCCCACUUUGGGUCUGGACCCGACCUUAUGGUGGAGGGAGGUGACUCAGUCUGUAAGAAUCCAGAUUUCACAUGGUGGCCAAGCUUUCAUGGGAGAUCAGCCAUAAGUGUAGCUUACAAAUCCAUUGGUGAUCGAGCUGCCUCAGCAGUGGGACUGACUGAUGCGCCACUUGGCUCCCCCUUCCCCCUUCCUGCAGUCGCAUGAUUCUGGGAAAUCUUUACGCAUGGGCACUAGUGCUUGUAUUUUCAUUUUCCUGGCUCGAUGCUGUGGUUUACAUCCGUGUUUCUCAAACCUCAGCAACUUUAAGAGGGGUGUGUGUGUGUGUGGACUUCAGCUCCCAGAAUUCUCCCACCAGCAUGCUGGCUAGAGGAACUCUGGGAGUUGAAGUCCACAAUCACCUUCAAAGUGGCUGAGUUUGAGAAACACUGGUUUAAAUAACUCCCAUCUUCCCUCUCUUUAGCAAGCAGGGAGUGUGGGCACCCUGGAUGGAUAUAAAGGCAACUACGGUAAAUUCCUUCCCCUUUCUUAGGUAAUGGCAGUGCCAUGUUUUAAUGAGGGGAAAAAAGGUGUGCUAUUUCCAAGCACUUGCAUCACCCGAGACUCUCCAGCAGGUGGCAGUGGUGUUUAACCACAAUGCCAAGAGAAAACGUGAACUGACCAUUAACGUUGAAAUGAAGGAGACUGAUAGAAUAAAAUCUAAUUUAAGGGGGGGGGAAGAAAAGAAAAGCAGAGCAUGGAAGAGAGCAAGAAGCCAAAAACGGGCAAGAUCUAUUGAUCUUGUUUGUGCAUCUAUGGGGGGGAUGGAUAAAGCUGUCGGUUUUCUUUAGAGCUCAGUUAUUCCUUCUUGUUUCCUUUCCUUUUUAUUCUUUUUGCCUUAAGUGUAUUUGUAUGCUCCUGUAGGGCACUUUACAAGGGAAGGACAUUGUUGCUUUCGUGUCUUCAGAACCAAUGGAGUUUGGUUUCCUUUUUUUUUGUUCCUUUUUUAUUUUUCUUUUUUCCUUCCGCAUUUUUCAAGCAAGAUCUCUCACAGGCCGUUUGGAGCCGUGCCUGCUUGAACCCGUGGUGCUUCAGAGACAAAGAGGGAGAAAUGUACGGACACUUGAAAUAUUUAUAUUUAAUUUUAAAAAACAUGAGACAAAGAGCGAGGCUGGGUUAUUUUUCUCUUUGUUCCUUCGGCGGCAGCAAAGGAAACGGCAAACACUUAAAAAGGGAUAAUUUUAGAAAAUUGGAAACUGCCUUUCGCGAUGAUAGAUGGUCUGAUGUUCCGAUUUGUUCUCCACUUCUCCCAUGCGAUGUUUUACAUAGGUAUCAUACAACGUGCCCCCAUUGUAGCCUAGAUGCCCAUAAAAAGCUAACAGGGACCCUGUGCCAUUGGAAGAGAAAGAGAAAAAAAGAAAACACAUUUGGAUUCUUCGCCAAGAACUGAAUUCUUAAAAUAGGUUUAGAUUAUAUGAAUUAUGGGAGACCGUUUUACAUUUUUUUUUCCCCCAGCCAUUUCUGAUGUAGCAAUAGCAAUAGCAUUUAGACUUAGAGACUGCUUCAUAGUGCUUUUACAGCAGGGGUGAAAUGCUCCCGGUUUGGUCCGGUUCGCCUGAACCGGUAGUAAAAAAUGUUUUCGGAACUUUUUUUUUUACUUUUGUAGCAUUCUUUUACUACCAGUUCUCUGGAACCGGUAGUAAAAAUGCUUUUAAAAAGUAAAAAAAAGGCUCCGACGAUCACAGCUGUGGCGCGCGAUCUUUGGAUCCUUUUUUUUUUUUUUUUACUUUUAAAAGCAUUUUUUUACAACCUAUUUGGCUGAAUAGAUUGUAAAAAAAUGCUUUUAAAAGUUAAAAAAAAGGCUCCAAAGAUCACACGCCACAGCUGAUUACACACACCGCCGCGCACUGUUCUGCUUACCCCAUACCUCCUUUUGGUGUGCGCGCAUGCGCACCUUGCAUUUGCUGUGUGGUGCACAUGCAUAGCAUGUGCUUGGCGCGCAGCACGCAUGCGCAUCCAGCGAACCGGUAGUAAAGAUUUCAGGUUUCAGAUUUCACCAUUGUUUUACAGCCCUCUCUAAGCGAUUAGAGUCAGCCUCUUGGCCCCCAACAAUCUGGGUCCUCAUUUUACCUUCCUUCAGAAGGAUGGAAGGCUGAGUCAAUCGUGAGGCUGGUGAGAUUCAAACUGCCAAAUUGCAGGCAGUCAGCAGAAGUAGCCUGCAGUACUGCAUUCUAACCACCGGUGCUGCUGUGGCUCUUGUAAAGGACAAAGCACUUGAAAUUACUGGUAGCUUCUGCUCUCCCAUCUUGGGCUUUUGGUAUUUCUGAUGGUCUCUUAUCCAUUAUGGGUAGUCCUCGACUUACGACCACCAUUGGUAGCGGAAUUUGGGUGAUGUGGUUGUUUUAAACGGGUCGUCAUCGUGUGUGACCGUACCCAAUUUUACAAACAUUUUUAUCAGGGUCAUUAUCUGAAUCACGGCUUAGUUAAGCGAAUCACGCGGUCAUUAAACAAAUCCAAUGGACUUUGCUUGUCCGAAGCCAGCUGGGAAGGUUACAGAUGCAACCGUCAUAAAUGCAAACAGUCAUAACUUCAAACAUGGGUUAUGAAUCACUUUUUCCGAGACCAUCGUAUCUUCGAAGCGAAUGGUUGUAAGUCAAGGUCUACCUGUACGUUUCAGAAUCAUCUUUGCAAUGCAUGAGGACUAGAAUCUUCAACUUUUAAAAAUGAAAGGCUUUGGAUACCACUGUAUACAUUGCCCUGUUUUGCAUUCUCAAAUCCCACCCCAACCUUGAAGUAUUAAUGUUAUAUCCAUGGUCUUCCACAAGAGGGCAGUCUUAUGCAGCUUGAAUUAUUCUUAAGAACGAAAACAUGACUUCUAACAUGUACAUUUUUCCUUUCCUAAUCACACACACAAAUAAUCACACGUUUGACCUUCCCUCCCUUUGGGCAUAACUGAGCUCUCUUGCUGAGCGGCAGGAAUUUCCUUCGGCCAGAGAUCGCAGCUCAUGGGGGUCACACGGGCUUUGCGUUCCUUAAGGUUUCAGCGUCAAACUCUGUGCAUUUAAAAUCGUAGAGUAGAGAUAACAUCUGCACCUUAAAACCUCAGUCUCAGGUUGCGAUAGACCCAAGUCCUGAUGAAUCACAAUGCGGUGCAUUUGCAUAUUGCUCAGCGUGAUGCGCGACCACCGCAGUUUCUCAAUUACAUUUAUGGCUCCUUGUUGGGAAGCUGCUGCAGGGCACUGUGGUUUGCUCAGCGAAGCAAAGGUUGAGUACAUGAUUUGUUAGGAAGUAUAUCUGGCAACGGAGGUGCCAAAGGAAUCCAUGGUCUUCGCUUAGAAUAUCUUCCAACCGAUCCUGAUUCUGAAAGUCUGCCAUUUCAGAGAAACUCCUACCACAUCUGUACUUGCCACUUAACAAAAGCUGUGUUUUUCCCCCAUCGUCCAAAUAGCUUCUAAAGGUGGGAAGCAUGCACAAGUGGCACCUCAGUACACGUUUACCCUCCCAAUAGGGCUGACUUCCUGUCUGUUUUCUGCAGCCAUCUCCUUCCUCCUUCCUAGUACUCAUCAAGUACUAAACAAAAUGCUGAGUACUGGAACAACGUUUUCACAUCAAAAUGCAUCGAGUACUAAAUUUGGCGAGUUUUGAAGCAGUCGAGUAGCGAGGUACUACUAAAAUUCUCAUUGUCAUAACCUUUAACUGGUCAAAACUGUUUCUCUCAUAGGCAACAACUUUUUGUAGCGAUGUACUUUUAAAGGGCUAACGUAAAGAAUGUGUCCAAAAUCCGGGAAGGACACAUUCCCAAGGGAAUGACAUUUGGGAAAGUUGUGAUUGCUUCAGUACUAGUACUUGCCUGCUGGACUGCUGCGGCAUUCAUAUGAUCUUCAUUUUCAACGUUCUGUGACAGUUUCCCAGCCAGUCUAGCAAUCCCCUUGCUGCCUCCCUACCCAACAGCAGCCGCUUACCUGCCUGCUGGAAAGGUGAGGGAAGGGAGGAAGGAAGCGAGGAACGUUUCCAAGGCUCCCUGCCAGUUUCCUACAAGUAAGCUCAAUGGGGGAAGCUGGCAGGAAGUUGGAAGUCAGUUCUGCUCCAGCUGCUUCUUUGCCUGUCCUUGGUCAUUCUCUGUUUAAAUAAGGAAAUACGGUACCUCUGAAACAAUGUCCCAUUAGGGCAUGGGUUAUCUAAUCUUAUUUAAAAGUUAUGUCAUUCCUGAAUUUCAUCUUUUUUGGAGAAAGGUAGAGCUUUGUGAUGUUUUUAGAUGUUUUAGGACUUCAGUUCCCAACAUUGGAAGCCAACAUGGCCUGAGAAUUCUGGGAAGUGAAGUCUUAAUGCAUCUGGAGAGCACCCUUAAUAUAUGAGGCAGACAAUGGUUUUUCUAUUAUAUAGCAGGAAAUCAAAAUAAAUGAUAUCAUUCAGCAAUA